AUGGCCGCAUUGCAUUCUCCUCCUAGAUUACCCACCCCUUCCUCCACUGCCAGUCGUCGUUCCGCGGCUCCUCCGGGACCCAAAUUGCGAGACAGCUGCCACGCCUGUGCAUCCUCCAAGUUAAAGUGUUACAAGGAAAAACCAACGUGCUCUCGUUGCGCAAAACGUGGCCUCACCUGCGAGUACGUUGCUACAAAACGUGGGGGCCGCAAGCACGACAAUCGAUCGAGCAUCAACAGCAACCGCAACAGCACAAGCAACAGCACCAGCAACAGCAACAGCAACAGCAACAGCAACAGCAAUACUCCUCCUGCUACCCCAGCUACCAAAAAUGUGACCCAGGCUGUGCCGCCAUUAAACGGCUGGUUUACCCCCAACUCCACGAUCUCGAACGCAGAUCCUCCGCCUUCACCAGGCAUUAUCCAUCCAUCUCCUAAACCGACCACGUCUGGCGGUUCUGCAAACCUCUUCCCGAAUCUCCUCCCCCCCGUGGACCAGUCCCUGGCUUCUGCCUUUACAGACCUGACCACCGACCUCGACGACUUUUUUGCCUCGCCUAUAUCCUUGUCCCUGCCCGAUACAUCCGAUACCGAUAUCCUGGGCCCGCCACACUUCUUUCCAACAGGCGUUGACAGCAGCAGCAAUGGUUCCACAAACCUUUUCGAUACCUUCCCCCUAUUCGAAGACGCCAUCUCGGAGUUCUUCGCCCCCACUUCCAACCCCCGCUCUCCCCCAAAUAGCCGCGCGUCCCCCACGAGCGACGCACAAAGCUAUCAAGACACCCACGUAAAUGACUCGCCCUGCUUCUGCCUGCUCCGAGCCCUUGGCCUCAUGAAGCAACUCUUCCCCAACCCCUCAACCGCUUGCAUGACCUCGGCUACACAAGGCCUCAACAAAUCCAGCAGCCUUCCGACAAUUCAAGAUGUGAUCGCCCAAAACGCGCAAACCAUCGAAGCGGUAAGCGCGAUGCUGCACUGCUCCUGCUCGCAGGACGCCUACCUGCUCACCAUCAUUUCGCUCAUCGUGUUCAAAGUGCUAGGCUGGUACGCUGCUGCGGCGCGCAAAGCCCCAUCCUCCGGCGACGGCAACCGCAGCAUGCAGAGCCCGUGCAUAUCCCUCUCACGCAGCUCGUCGCACUUGGAGGAGGUGCUCCAGGACUCCGCCGGGCGAGGACUCAGCGCGCAUGGCAGCGCAGCUUGUUCUUAG
Molecule: messenger RNA, 1206 nt
Organism: Endocarpon pusillum Z07020
Lineage: Eukaryota; Fungi; Ascomycota; Eurotiomycetes; Verrucariales; Verrucariaceae
Exons: 1
Coding region: 1-1206 (401 amino acids)
Biological process (GO): regulation of DNA-templated transcription; aflatoxin biosynthetic process
Cellular component (GO): nucleus
Molecular function (GO): zinc ion binding; DNA binding; DNA-binding transcription factor activity, RNA polymerase II-specific
Source: RefSeq, a predicted model, not a curated record